Molecule: messenger RNA, 1611 nt
Organism: Parnassius mnemosyne (clouded apollo)
Lineage: Eukaryota; Metazoa; Arthropoda; Insecta; Lepidoptera; Papilionidae
Source: the annotation of a GenBank genome assembly
AUGUUAACCGCAACAAAAAUGUUUAUGAUUGUGUUUACGUUGUUAUCAAUUAUAAAGAGUGUUACAUUAUCUGCAUGCGAUGAACAAGAAAUACUGGAUAUAUCUGAUGGUGAACUACUACCCAACGGGGAUGUAGUCUUCGAUGGAGUUGUAUAUGAAAACCGAGAUUAUUUCAUCAACAACGUCACUGGAAUAAAAACAGCUUGUCCAAAACUGGUUAUCAACAAAUGCUGUCCAUUUGGUACCGGGUACAAAACAAGGCAGUGUGUAAAUAUAACGGAUAGCUUCGAUGCUCCAGUAUGGGAUAGGUACAAAUUAAUAGAAGGUGCCCGUGCAAGAGAAAUGUUCCGGUUUCGGAUCGGAAAAAUUAACUGUACCCGCCCUUAUGCACGUGUGCUGGUGUCCCAAAUUGGACAACUAGAUUGGUCAGACAACUGGCAUCUGAAAUCGGAUGGAAAAUUAUUCGUCGAGCUGGAUAGCAGCAUUCCACCCUGGACAGUCCAGCCACCCGACAAAUACUGCAUUGAUACCUUUGUCUAUGAAGAUCAAGAUGGAAAAACGCAUACUCGUCUGGAUGCUUUGGCAUGCUUCCUCGAUGAGACUCCUCCUAACCACUUCGAAGUUCGAAGCACAUGCAUGCUGCUUUCUUGCGCGUUCAUUCUUAUUACUGUGGCAGUGUACGCGUGGCUGCCCGAGCUCCGCAACAUGCACGGCAGGGUGCUCAUGGCAUACCUCCUUUGUCUCUUCGUUGGCUUCAUCUUAAUGGCUAGCAUGCAGAUUAUGCUAACCAUAGACAAUAUCACUCCCCAUAUUUGUGUUGUUUUAACAAUUGUCAUUUAUUUUGCACUCGAGUCUGCAUUCUUCUGGCUUAAUGUUAUGAGUUUUGAUAUCUGGUGGACUUUCAGCGGUAAAGGAGGAAUGACAUCAAAAAAGAUGUCUAAACGAUUUUGCGCAUACUCAUUGUAUGCGUUUGGAGUGCCUACCAUUUUAACGAUAAUCCUCACGAGUUUAGAAUUUUCUGGUCUCCCACCACAUCCACUUUUACCAAUGGUUAGAUAUCAGGGCUGUUUCUUAUUUGGAAGAAGUAAAUUAUUGUACUUAUACGGACCAAUGUUCUUCCUUUGCCUGGCGAAUAUAGUGUUUUUCAUAAUGACAGCAUUACGGAUCGCUCGAAUAAAGCACGAGACGGAGAUGCUCAAAUCCAAAGAAAGUGCCAUGCAUGAUCAACAUAGGAAGGACAAACAACGAUUGCUGCUGUAUUUAAAACUUUUUACCGUGAUGGGUAUCAACUGGAUACUGGAAGUUAUCAGCGCGCUAUACCCUGAUGCCGACUACAUCUGGUGCUUCACUGACGUUUACAACGUUCUUAUUGGUGUCACAAUUUUCAUCAUUUUCGUCUGCAAACGGAAAAUAUUCCGCCUCAUAAAGAAGAGGAUAAAAGAGAACUUUACAAAUUCUAAGAAUAAUUCCGAAGAACUUAAAUAUAAAAGAACCAUACCCACAAGGUUGUGUGAAGACAGUCAGCAUCAAAGAGGCAGUGUUGAAACAAUAAGAACUACCAUUGGCAUGGAAAAUGGUGUAACAGCUGAAGCAAAUACAACGAUCUUAUAG